AUGUUUGCCCCCACAAAGAACUGGUUCAACCAGCCUCUGACGAGGCCCCAUGACCCCCUUGGCAAAACAACGGUUUCAUUCUUUGCGCCACUGCUGACCUCAUUGUCUCUUUGUGAAACGAAAAUCCAGCAUUGCAUUCUGCUAAAUGGCAAACCAUCCGACAGCUGGGAGAGAGGCGCAUCUCUCCCCCCGCAUGGAGCUCCGCAGAUGACCGCUGAAGAGAUCGCCGCCGCGCUUCCCCCGGCUCCACACAGUCUUGAAGGGGACACGUUGUCCGUGAUUGAGAAUCCAGGAGCUGUCCAACAUCCUUUCAGCACAGAUGGGACCGGGGUAGGAGGGGACAGAGAGGCCCAGGGCAGCCCCGUCUGGCUAAGAGAGGUUCACCCCCCGAACCCAGUGUCCUCCAAGGGGGUGGGUCACAGGCUGGUGAGGGUGCUGGUGGCUCUGUGUGCACUGGGGCUGCUCGGCGGUGUUGUCGCUGGCCUCUGGUUCAUAGUGAAGCUGCUGAUGAGGCCUGUCUCCACCCAGACUCCUGCAGGCCUGGGAGACACUAAGGAGACCUCCUUCUGCAAUGUGACUGAGGACAUCUCCGUCACUGACCCCAGGAAAGUGUUUUACAGGAUCAGCGCGGAGAACUCGCUGCUGGAGAUCCAGCUGCAGAGACAGCAGACCUGGCUGCCCGUCUGCUUCGAGAGGUGGAACUCCUCGCUGGGCACGCUGGUGUGCAGGCAGCUGGGCUACCUCAGGCUCACCAAGCAUAAAGGAGUGAACCUGACAGACAUCGGACCCAAUUACACUGAUGGAUUUGUGCAAAUUACCUCUGAACACAAAAGCAGUCUAGAAAACAUAUGGCAAUUCAGGGGAAGCUGCAUCACAGGGAAGGUUAUAGCUCUGAAAUGUUUUGAGUGUGGGACACGAGCCAAGCUGCCGAGGAUCAUCGGGGGUGUGGAGGCCACCCUGGGCAGGUGGCCCUGGCAGGUGAGCCUGUACUACAGCAACCGCCACACCUGCGGCGGCUCCAUCAUCACCAGCCAGUGGAUCGUCACGGCAGCACACUGCGUCCACAAUUACAGGCUACCGCAGGUGUCCAGCUGGGUAGUGUACGCUGGCAUUGUGACUCGCAGCUCAGUCAAACUGGCCCAGCACACUGGAUAUGCUGUGGAAAAGAUCAUCUACAACAAGAACUACAACCACAGGAGUCAUGACAACGACAUCGCCUUGAUGAAGCUGAAGACCCCUCUGAACUUCACAGAUACCAUCAGGCCUGUGUGUCUGCCGCAGUACGAUCAUGACCUGCCAGGGGGGACGCAGUGCUGGAUCGCUGGCUGGGGGUACACACAGCCCGAUGAUGUCCAUAUUCCUGACACCUUGAAAGAAGCCCCGGUGCCUCUGAUAAGCACAAAGAAAUGCAACAGCUCCUGCAUGUACAACGGAGAGAUCACUCCCAGGAUGCUGUGCGCCGGCUACACGGAGGGCAAGGUGGACGCCUGCCAGGGCGACAGCGGCGGUCCCCUGGUCUGUCAGGAUGAGGGCAUUUGGAGGCUGGUGGGCGUGGUCAGCUGGGGGACAGGCUGUGCCGAACCAAACCAUCCGGGCGUCUACACCAAAGUGGCCGAGUUCCUGGGAUGGAUUUACGAGAUGAUUGAGAACUACUGA
This is a messenger RNA of Megalops cyprinoides (Indo-Pacific tarpon), 1656 nucleotides long. RefSeq names its product transmembrane serine protease 5 (gene tmprss5). Bases 1 to 1656 code for a protein of 551 amino acids. Gene Ontology annotation, biological process: proteolysis. Gene Ontology annotation, molecular function: serine-type endopeptidase activity. The transcript is spliced from 13 exons. Gene Ontology annotation, cellular component: membrane. The record is from RefSeq and is a predicted model, not a curated record. NCBI's taxonomy places the organism in Eukaryota, Metazoa, Chordata, Actinopteri, Elopiformes, Megalopidae.